GUAGAGGAAAUGGUAUUAGUUAAGUGUCUUCUUAUCCAAUAACUAUGGUGAUAAUUUGUAUAUGCAUUAUUUAAUUGAAUUUAAAUAAUUACCCAAUGAUAAGCUCACACUGUAGGUUGAAUAAAAUGAUACUCAUAAAUGUACCCAAGAUUACAAAGCUUGUAAACAACUAAUCUGAAAUUUGUACUCAGGGUCCAAAAUUUGUGUUUUUUCCCACUACAUAUUUCAAUAUAAGGUAUAUGAAAUUCUAUUUGAGUCAGACGUGGAAUAUGGGCCUUAAUCAACAUAAAAUGACACAGUGGAUGAUUUGGACUUGAUUGAUAACCAUUUUCAGUCAUUCAGUUAAUGGGAUUAUUUGUGUUAAAUUACCUCCUGAAGACUUGGUGUUGUUACUCUUGUAUGGCAUGGAAUACCUGCACAUGUGAUUGGGAGAAAGUGAACCUGAGAAAGUAGAAGAGUAAACUCCCUUGACUAAAUCACAAGUUGUUCAUUUUAUUUUUUUAGAGUCAUUGAUUAAACACCCAGAGAAAUGAACAACUUCACCUCUGUGACCAUCUUCUUCCUAACGGGGUUUUCUGAUGUUCGGGAGAUCCAGAUCUUACACGCUGUGUUGUUUUUGCUGAUUUACCUGGCAGCUGUACUGGGGAAUGUUCUCAUCAUCACCCUCACAAGCAAGGAUCAUCGGCUCCACACCCCUAUGUAUUUCUUCCUGAAGAACUUGUCCUUUCUGGAUCUCUGCCUCAUUUCCAUCACUGUUCCCAAAUCCAUCGCAAACUCUCUGGCUCAUCACAACAUCUUCUCAUUCCUUAGUUGUGUUUCACAGGUAUUUUUCUUCAUCCUCUCAGCCACUACCGAAGUAUCUGUACUCACAGUGAUAUCCUAUGACUGCUACGUUGCCAUCUGCCACCCACUGAGGUAUGAAGUCCUCAUGAGCCAUGGAGCCUGUGUGCAGAUGGCAGCUUCCUCAUGGGUCAGUGGAGUUCUCACUGCAAUUCUGCAUGCAGCUUCUACCUUCUCCAUACCUGUGUGUGGGUCUCCUGAAGUUCAUCAGUUCUUCUGUGAUGUUCCACAACUGCUCUCCUUCGCCUGUUCUUAUAAUACUGUGGAGUUAGUAGUCAUUGGGCUCAGCCUGAUGUUAGAUUUUGGCUGUUUUGUGUUUAUUGAUAUCUCUUACAUUCACAUCUUCUCCACUAUUCUGAGAAUCCCAUCCAGAGAAGGCAGGUGUAGAGCUUUCUCCACAUGCUUGCCUCACCUCACUGUUGUGACUCUCUUUCUCUUUUCUGGUGUUUUUGCCUAUUUACGACCCUUACCCGAAUCUCCAUCACCCUUGGAUUUGCUGGUGUCAGUAUUCUGUACUAUGGUGCCACCCACCACGAAUCCCGUCAUCUACAGUCUGAGAAAUAAGGAUAUGAAGAUGGCAUUAAAGAAACUGUUAAAGAGUAGGCAUUGCCCUUCAAAUUAG
This is a messenger RNA of Loxodonta africana (African savanna elephant), 1462 nucleotides long. RefSeq names its product olfactory receptor 14A16-like. Bases 530 to 1462 code for a protein of 310 amino acids. Gene Ontology annotation, biological process: G protein-coupled receptor signaling pathway. Lineage: Eukaryota; Metazoa; Chordata; Mammalia; Proboscidea; Elephantidae. Gene Ontology annotation, molecular function: olfactory receptor activity; G protein-coupled receptor activity; odorant binding. The record is from RefSeq and is a predicted model, not a curated record. Gene Ontology annotation, cellular component: membrane. The transcript has a single exon.